[Torrubiella] hemipterigena is the source of this 3489-nucleotide messenger RNA. The record is from the annotation of a GenBank genome assembly. NCBI's taxonomy places the organism in Eukaryota, Fungi, Ascomycota, Sordariomycetes, Hypocreales, Clavicipitaceae.
GACCAGCUGUCACCAGGAGGUGAAUAUUUGGGGCUACCUCCAAGUUCGCCAAACGGCUGAUCCACUCAUGUGACGCGACAGCGAAAGGUCAACCAGUCGCACUCCCGCCCAACCUCAGGGUUUAUCACAACGUCAGCCAUUCCGCACCAUCCGAACAAUAAUAUAUCUAGGAUCGCUGCAGCCUAUAAACAGGAGUCAUCACAUCUUGGUAGGCAAACAUGAACUUUGCCCCAUAUCAAUCCUCGCCUCCAGAGCAUGGAAGAGUGUCACCAGAUCGCGGUGCCUCGCCUCGAGCGUCCCUAGAUGCCACCAUACGGACCUUUACACCCGUAAAAGUCAACCCAACACAAAGUCCACCUCCUUUACAACAUCCACAACCACAGCGUUCUUGGAACGGCUUCGAUGGCCGAGCAAAUGGCUGGGGAGCGGACGAACGUGCCGCAGCUAUAUCUAGUACCACCUCCGCCAUGCCAGGCGCAUUCCCUAUAGCAGAAGUCAGCGAGUUUGACACGAGCUUAGGAAUACGGUUGGAUUAUGAGGCAUCACUGGCCUACCUUGCUAUUCCCCCCAUUGGUUCCAUUGUAUUGCUGAUCUUGGAGAGAAAUAGUGACUUUGUCAGAUUUCAUUCCUGGCAAUCUUCUCUGUUAUUUACAUUUAUGAUGGUAUUACAUCUCCUAAUAUCAUGGUCUCAUUUCCUCAGCUGGCUUCUAUUUAUUAUAGACCUUGGCUUAAUGGCGUCACUGGCGUAUAGAGCAUUCUGUGAUGCAGAGAUACUAGACAGAUACGAAGUUCCCUUUUUCGGCAGGCUGGCGUCCAGAAUAGUCGAUGACGAGUAAAACGACGUCUUGACCAACACAUACGAGUACAUCUUAGAUCUGCAAGGUCAUAGAAUUCUGUACCUAAUUUUGGUCGACGAGAUAAGGUGGCCGAAGUAGUUAAUUUAUCUGGAUAGGACUCCACGUACGGUUCCUGCGACUACCUGUGCAUCGGACAACAUAAUUUCGUCCAUGCCAUUAAUGAGGCCGUGAUCCAACCACUUAGCAAGCAAAUCAUUACUCUCCUUGGGUUUUACUGAGUUGUCUCGGGUGCCUAUUGUAAUAUGUGCAACCCGGUUUGCACAAACCCAGUUACCUUCCGGGUCGUCAAUACGUACCACCACCGCCAUCAACCGGUCAUCAAAAACAAUCUGUGUCAGUGUUAGUAUAUAGAUACAGGAGAGCGUGCAAAGCAAAGAGAAGUUACCCUUUCCAUAAAUACAGAACAAGAUCCCAUAUCAGGAUUUUUCUCGUCAGUAGCAUCGUGCAGCAUGGCAUACCGCUUCCAAAGCUCUGGGUUAUCAGAUUCGGCAGCGCGGUGCAUUAGAGUAACGUGGAACUCGUUCUGUAUGCGUCUGGUUUGUUUCAGUUGCAUGAACAUGCGAGAUUUCUCUUUUUUUACCCCUGAGAACGUCUUAUCAAGCAUUUUGUUGAUAAAAUCCUUAGGUAUCGCAAUAGCCACAUAUUCUAGCCGUUGCUUACGCUUCGAGCCGGCGGUGGGCUUAAGGACCGCGCGCUCGACAACUCUCUGUUUCACGCCUGGUUUGUAGGUCAACGCAGCUUCCACUGCUCUAUCCAAAUCUGCUUGAUUUGGAAUUUCUUCGAAGAGAUCAGGAAAGGCUUUGUUGAGUCCGGAUAUCACGGCCUCAAGGUUAGCCCGGGACCCAGCAGUUGGAUCCAGUUUGAUCACAACAUCAAAUCCAUUAUCUGGUCUUGAAAUAGGAUUGCAAGGCUCAAAUCGUUCAAAAAAGCCGUCCAUAACCUUCAUAUAUUUAGACCCAUCCGUAGCAGCAUGGAUUGUUUGGUGAUUGUCACCACGGUCCACCACACGCUUUCGCGUAAUAUCUCUGAUUUUCGCGAUAUCUUCUUCAUUGUGUACGAAAUGUAGGCACACAAGUUUGACAUCUGGGAUAUCUAGUUUCAAAUCUGUGAUAAUUUGCUUUCGCUCAUGCUUCUGGGCGUUGUUCCUGUCGGCAAAGACAACCUGGUGGCUCUUGAGCGCGUCCACUAUAGCUUUAGCAAAUCUUGGAGGUCUUCCCUUGCCAGAGAUGUCGUCAUUCUGAACAUGUCCCCAUUGAAAUAAUGUUGUGAGGGCAUGAGCGAUUGUGGUUUUGCCGCAGCCAAUGGUAGCAAUAGGACAGAGAACUAUUUGGUCUGUCACAUUGGACAUGACAGCUGUGACGUCUUCGGAGUCAAUAUUGGCAGCCUCUGAACCAUUUAAAUUCUUGAAUUGCAAAAAUUCAUCCCUCAGGGCUAUGAUCCCAUGGUUUUGAGUGUAAAGCUUCGCCAUUGAUGGAUCUGAUAUUAACCGUUGCUUUGUGUAGUGCAAGUAUUCUUCUGUAAUUCUGGAGUGUUUGCUGUAUCGGGGCUCUCUUCCACUGAUUAGAGCUUUCGUACACUCCCUCCACUGUCGGUACAUUAGGUAUGGCUCUUCAAAUUUGAACUUGAAGAACCAAUCAUGAUAGGGCACCAAACCCGGGCUUGGAGACAUUUUGCACCGAAUCACAAAGCCUUCAAUAUCGCGGCCAUCGUAUGCUCCAGUAGAUGCAGCAUCCUCAAGGAACGUUUUGACUUCUUGUAUAUCAUUCAUCGUAAUGAAAUUCGUUUGGCGAAAAGCCCAGUUAUCCGCAAACUCUUGGACUGUGGCACUAGGAUACGUUGCAAAUUCCGGCAAGUUAAAAUUCAAACCAUGCAAGUACAAUCCGGCUUUGUCAGGCCCAUACGCGAGCACAUGCUCCUCAAAGCUGUCAUCGCAGAGUUCGGCGACCGCAGUUGCGUUUCGGCUGCGAAGUUCUCUGGCAAGAUCUUGUUUUGUUUUGCCAAUUGUCGCAAGCUGUCUUUCCAGCCAUCUCUCUCCUGCAUUUGCAUGGCUUAUUUGCCCAGGCCGAUCUCCGGUUGAAUGUUUACUGCAAACCAAGAGAGUUUCAUCUUCAAGACCAGCAAUGAAAAUAAUGCAGCCGUUUUCUUUCAAAGUCAAUUCGUACGGUGGCGUCGUUUUAGAAAUGAUAUUUUCCCACUUCGUUUCAGAGACUUCUCCAGUGUUGAAAAAUUUAUCAUACCCUCUGACUGCGAUUUCGGGAAUAUUUCGUGUAGUUGUAGUGAAGAGACCACGAGCAUGUGUUGGUAAUUCCUUCUUCUUAUAGUCCCAGUCUUGAAACCUCCAUGAGAAGACCCUUUGCCGAAUUGUUGAUCCUUUCACGUCAAAUGCUGUCUUUCUGACUGACACCGAACUCUUUCGCUUAUCUUUGCUCGCUGUUUCAAGCUGCUUAAUUAGGUGAGCAACCUGGUGCUCAUCCUGGUUAAUCACCUUGACAGUCAUGCUGCGCACAGAGCCGUGAUCAACAGCAGUGAUAAAGCUGUAAGGUUUAUAGUGUUUGAUAUUUGCAGCACUCUAGCUGUGGUGUAACGAUUCUAUGGAGGGUUGUUGCGUCACAGAGCUGUUGAUCUAGUGGGG